AUGUCAUUGGAAGUAAUUUACAUCACCCGUCAUGGAUUCCGAUCCAACUGGCUUGUCGACCCUUCUACGGGCAGCUACACGGCAUCCAUCCCGUCCCCGACAGGAAUACCUGCGGAUCCGGAAUUGACAGCCCAUGGUGUCGACCAGGCCAAGGAGCUGGGCGCCCACCUCCUGACCGUUGAGCCUCCAAUCGACGCAGUCUAUUCCAGCCCCUACUAUCGCUGUCUGCAGACCAUCACGCCCUUUGUUGCUCUCAAGCAGGAGAACCUCAACCGUCUUCAGACAAAAGACGUUGACGCUAAGGCCGAUGCUGUCACCAUUCGUCCCGAACACGGGCUCUGCGAAUGGUAUGGCGCCGCCCCAUUCGAGCACCCGACCCCGGCCUCAACCGACGUCUUGAAGCCAAUGUUCCCUCAUAUUGAUGACACGUAUCGGAGCCGCGUCUAUCCCGCCCGCAAUGGCGAGACUAUCGCUCAAUUGCACGACCGCGUCGCUGCUGGGGUUCAAGCCAUCAUCGAGCAAUGCGACGCCCAAGGCCACCGGGCAGUGGUUCUGUGCUCCCAUGCAGCCUCAAUCAUUGCGCUUGGCCGAGUGCUUACAGGCGAAAUGCCCGAGAGCAUCGAUGCGGAAGAUUUUCGAGCCUUCACCUGUGGGUUAAGCAUGUACCGGAGAAAAUUGCCCUCUUCUUCAGCAAAAAUUCCCGUGCCCGCUGGUAGGAUUCGACCCCCUACGUCAUCAUCAGGCUAUGGGGGUUCAUGGUUGACAAUGGAACCAACAGGCCCAAUCGUUGAUACCAAGUCGUGGAGGAAUGGUCGGGGAGUCGGAGGUGGGUGGGUAUGUGAGCUCAACAGUGACUGCAACUUUUUGAGUGGAGGAGAAGAGAGGGGAUGGCGAUUCUCAGGAGAUGAGUCCUUUUCCGCGGCCGAACAAUCUUCGCAGGCCGACGCUGGAGUGGCGCUCGGCGUGGUGGUGGAAGGAAAAGUGAAACCUGACAAGGUCUCUCCCCACAGAGCUGCAGGUCAUCAUCGCCUGUAG
Molecule: messenger RNA, 1035 nt
Organism: Colletotrichum orchidophilum
Lineage: Eukaryota; Fungi; Ascomycota; Sordariomycetes; Glomerellales; Glomerellaceae
Product: phosphoglycerate mutase
Exons: 3
Coding region: 1-1035 (344 amino acids)
Source: RefSeq, a predicted model, not a curated record